This is a messenger RNA of Impatiens glandulifera, 1209 nucleotides long. Its product is annotated as monooxygenase 1-like. The transcript has 4 exons. Gene Ontology annotation, molecular function: oxidoreductase activity; FAD binding. The coding region runs from base 1 to 1173 and encodes 390 amino acids. NCBI's taxonomy places the organism in Eukaryota, Viridiplantae, Streptophyta, Magnoliopsida, Ericales, Balsaminaceae. The record is from RefSeq and is a predicted model, not a curated record.
AUGGAAGGAGCUGAAGAACAUGACAUUGUGAUAGUUGGCGGCGGGAUUUCCGGCCUUGCCACUGCCCUUGCCCUGCACCGAAAAGGUAUAAAAAGUGUGGUUCUUGAAAGAGGAGAUAGUUUGAGAAAUGAAGGUGGAGCUAUUGGAAUCUUAGCCAAUGGUUGGAGAGCCCUUGAUCAACUUGGCCUUUCUGUCUCCGACCACCUUCGACAAACUGCGGUUCUUAUUCAAAGAUCUGGUGAAACUCGAUGCUUGAAGCGUGGCUAUCUUAUUAACACACUUGCAAAUGCUUUGCCAUCUAAAACAAUCCGCUUUGGUUGUACUGUUAUCUCUGUUGAAUUUGAUUCCGCCGUUACUGUUCUUCAUCUUCUUGGUGGAAAAACUAUCAUAGCCAAGAUAGUAAUCGGAUGUGAUGGAAUCCGAUCAGUGAUUGGAAAAUUUGUGGGUUUGAAUCCUAUAAAACAAUUUCCUCAUUCUGCUGUCAGAGGUUUAACGAAUUAUCCAAAAGGUCAUAACUUUAAGCAUGAAUUCAUAAGAUGGAUGAAAGAUGAUUGUUCCUCUUAUGUUGGAAGAAUACCCAUUGAUGAUAAAUCUGUUUACUGGUUUGUAUCUCAAAAAUCAUCUCUUCUAGAUACUAAAACCUGGAAAGAUCAUGAUCAAGAACACAUAAGAGAGAACACAUUGGAAUUCCUAGUUGCCAAUAGAUUUCCUAAAGAGGUUUUGGAAAUGAUAAACAUGAGUGAGGUUGAUUCAAUUUCUUUCACUUGUAAUCUCAAAUACAGGGCGCCAUGGGAUUUGUUUUUUGGAAACUUUCGAAAAGGAACAGUUACGGUUGCGGGCGAUGCUUGGCAUGUGAUUGGUCCGUUUCUUGGACAAGGAGGAUCGGCUGGAUUGGAAGAUGCAAUUGUUUUGGCUAGGCGAUUGAGCCAAGCAAUUUUAGGAUGUGACGAUGAAAGGAAUGGAGAAACGGUGAUGAAGAGAGUGGGACAAGCCAUGGAUGGUUAUAUUAAAGAGAGGAGGAGACGGUUAUUGGGAUUAUCUACUCAAACGUAUCUUACUGGUAUUAUGAUCCAAGGUCCACAAAUUUUUAUUAAGGUUCUUAUUGUAUUUGCUAUGAUUGUUCUCUUUCGUGAUGAAGAGGGUCACUCCAAAUAUGAUUGUGGUCGGUUGUGACAAUAUCGAUAAUUGUUCUUAAAUUUAUCUCUAAGA